This is a messenger RNA of Alternaria burnsii, 1233 nucleotides long. RefSeq lists its product as uncharacterized. NCBI's taxonomy places the organism in Eukaryota, Fungi, Ascomycota, Dothideomycetes, Pleosporales, Pleosporaceae. The coding region runs from base 1 to 1233 and encodes 410 amino acids. The record is from RefSeq and is a predicted model, not a curated record. The transcript has 2 exons.
AUGGCGUCUGAAUCAGAUGAUUCGGUGCCACUGAUAAGCCAUGCGCCGGCAAGUGCAGCAGUAUAUCGAGACGUUUGUUCACGGAUCCGUAGCCUGCGAGACUUGCGCAAGUUCGGGCAGGGUCAAAAGAGCUCAGAGAGCGCAUUUCCUCAAGGGCCUGUAGAACUUCGCAAGCUUGAACAACAACAUUUUCCGAGUCCGCUUCAUGCUUCUCGUCUCGCAAGCAUGAGUGAUGUGGAGACUGAUAAAGAAGCAGAAGCUGCACGAAUAUGGCUAUUGGGUAUGCUGGAAUCUCAGAACAGGUUCAUGAGCCGUCAGCACGAGCUAGGGAUGUUCAGACGCGCUAUAGAAAAGCAGUUGAAAGGCCGGCAAGAGGAGUGGUCUGAUCUGGAACGCCUCUACAUGGCACUUACAGACCGUGAUUUUGCGUCACCAUUGGAGCGAUUGCGUGCAGCAUUCAUGGUCGUGUUCCACCUCAACUAUGUUGAACGUCAAGGAGAUGUCAUUGGAGCAGGCGCGAAACUGACCGAGCGUCUUCAGCAUGCAUCUGGCAUGGAUGCUGAAUUGUUUGAGACGCGCGAGGGUAUCUUUGAGAGGACUCAGUUCAUGGAAGUCGACCAUUUUGCAUGCGCCAUUCCCCUUUCUCUACUUACCAGAACGGCUGACAACACUUCCAUUGUCGACGAUAACGCUGGCUGCUGUCCAAUCUGCCAAACCUCAUACACUUCCCUUGCAGAUCGCCCAAUCGAAGAGCUGCUAACCGACUAUCCUGUACGAAUCAAGCACUGUGGCCACAUUGUUGGCAAAGCUUGUCUCGAGCAGUGGAUGAGAACACCAAAGAUUGAAGAGGCGAAAUACCCAUAUCGCACGUGUCCGCAUUGCCGUAUCAAAAUCGAAGGCGUGAAACCGCCUCCGGUGCCUGAGGGAUUGUUGGAUCAUCUGAAGACCAACCGACGAGCCAUGGAAACAGGAAGAGAACUAAUGUACGGGUAUGAUAUGAAUCCCGAGGAGCGUCUCAGCGCUGUCACCGCUUGUAUGAGCGAAGAGAUCUCCUGCAUACAGCUGUUAUCCAAGCUCGAGUGGACAGAGGACCAAAGGAAGGACAAGCGUAUCUUAGAAGACAAGCUGGCGGGCCUGAGGAAUGAGAGGUGGGCUUGGGGUUUCAGAGGAGACAAUAUCUGGGCCAAGCUGAGAGCGGAGUGGAUGGACAGCGGUGUCAUCCGGAAGGGCUGA